This is a messenger RNA of Phyllostomus discolor (pale spear-nosed bat), 5083 nucleotides long. It is a transcript of the gene UBE2K, whose product is annotated as ubiquitin conjugating enzyme E2 K. The transcript is spliced from 7 exons. NCBI's taxonomy places the organism in Eukaryota, Metazoa, Chordata, Mammalia, Chiroptera, Phyllostomidae. Gene Ontology annotation, molecular function: ubiquitin conjugating enzyme activity; protein binding. The record is from RefSeq and is a predicted model, not a curated record. Gene Ontology annotation, biological process: proteasome-mediated ubiquitin-dependent protein catabolic process; protein polyubiquitination. Gene Ontology annotation, cellular component: nucleus. The coding region runs from base 218 to 820 and encodes 200 amino acids.
ACGUCGUGCGCAUGCGCGGAGCCGGCGCCAUUUUGGUGGCCGGGCACUGAGGUGAUUCCAUACUGAAGAGAGCGCGGCGGCCGGGUGGCAGUGGCAGUGUUCGAGUGCUCGAGUGUGAAUCGCCGAGGGAGGAGGCGGUGGAGGAAGAGGUGGCGGCGGUGGCGGUGGUCGUAGCGGUGGCGGAGGAGGCGGGUACGAAUCAGCUGCGGGCGGAGACAUGGCCAACAUCGCGGUGCAGCGAAUCAAGCGGGAGUUCAAGGAGGUGCUGAAGAGCGAGGAGACGAGCAAAAAUCAAAUUAAAGUAGAUCUUGUAGAUGAGAAUUUUACAGAAUUAAGAGGAGAAAUAGCAGGACCUCCAGACACACCAUAUGAAGGAGGAAGAUACCAACUAGAGAUAAAAAUACCAGAAACAUAUCCAUUUAAUCCCCCUAAGGUCCGGUUUAUCACUAAAAUAUGGCAUCCUAAUAUUAGUUCCGUCACAGGGGCUAUUUGUUUGGAUAUCCUGAAAGAUCAAUGGGCAGCAGCAAUGACUCUCCGCACGGUAUUAUUGUCGUUGCAAGCACUGUUGGCAGCUGCAGAACCAGAUGACCCUCAGGAUGCAGUAGUAGCAAAUCAGUACAAACAAAAUCCUGAAAUGUUCAAACAGACAGCUCGACUCUGGGCACAUGUGUAUGCUGGAGCACCAGUUUCUAGUCCAGAAUACACCAAAAAAAUAGAAAAUCUAUGUGCUAUGGGCUUUGAUAGGAAUGCGGUAAUAGUGGCCUUGUCUUCAAAAUCAUGGGAUGUAGAGACUGCAACAGAAUUGCUUCUGAGUAACUGAGGCAUAGUGAGAGAGCUGCUGAUAUAGUCAAGCUUGCCCUUCUUGAGGAGCAUCAACACCUGUUAUUUUUAGGAUUCUGCAUAGAUUUCUUUUAAACUGGCAUUCUUGCCUAAUGUUGUUAUCUAGGCACCAUUGGAGACUGAAAAAAAAAAUCCCUGCUCUGUAAAUAAAGCUAAUUAAACGUCUGUAAAUUUAAAAAGGGGAAAUACUUUAAUUUUUUUUCUUACUUAAUAGUGUAAAAACUCUUUGAGCUAAGCGAAACCAUGGAAAAAACAUGCUACUUUAGUGUUUAGCAGUGUACCAAGACUAGCAAGAGUUUGCUUCAGGAUUUUGUUGAAUAAUUAAGAUAAUACUUUGAGUGUGUCAGGACCAUUCAAAUUGUUGGUGUUGCAUCACAGCUACCUUAACUGUUUUUAACAUGGAUCCUCUGUGCCUGUGAAUUUACUUGCAUGCUUGUACUUGACUUCUUAGGAUGGGUAGCUGAAAAGACCACCAUUUUAAGCUUUUGAGAAUUCUUAAGUAUGAGAUGUAUCCAGAAUUGAAGAUGGUGACCUAUUCAGAGCCUUUUUGUCCUAGUCAGCAAUCUGGGACACCAUAUUUAUUUUCCCCCUCUUACCACACACAGCUAAUAUGCUAAUAGCAACUUCUUUGGGAAAUGUACCAAGGGGUAGUAUCCCUUGCUCCAUUUUUAGGUCAUCCUUGUGGAAUGUUUUGUCACAAUUCUUUACUCUUAAAAACAUUCCUAUAUUAAAUAAUAAUGUAGAAAUGGAGCUGCCAAUUUUGUUUCUCUUGUAAAACUAGUAAAUACUUGAUGUUGCAGUAUUCCCAAGAUUUAAUGAAAGAACCCAACUUAAUUUUUCAAGUGAAUUUCACAUCUUUUCUGUUUGUAAGCUGGUGAACAUUUCUUUGAGAACUUGAAAGGAUGAAAUCAACUGUUUUUAGGGUUUUUUGCCUGAUUUUGGCUUUAUAGAGAUUGCUUUUUCAGAUACUUUAAAGUCAUUCUUGCUUACAUUUCCCCCUAUUUACACACGAAAGCUGUGUUGGUGUUUUACUGUACAUACUUCAGAUGCACAUAGGAAUAGCAGUGUGUUAUAAAUCUAGCUUUCUUUAUGAUGUUUCUGAUAAUACGAAAAUUGAAAACUUUACCUUCUCUUGUACAUAGACUUUCUAUUCCUAUAAAAGUUACAUUUCAUUCUAAGUUCUAAAGUUUGAAAAUCAUUAGUUUUGCAGCUCAAACACUAAUGUGACCAUUUUGUGAAGGUAGAAAUGGAUUUAUGCAGGCAAUUCUAUACAUAGAAACACAGUGCUUAUUAAAUUUUCAGGACCAAUGCAAAUAAUAAAAAUGUAAUAGAACCGGAAUGAAUUAAAGUAAGGCUGUAUAUUGAAAGUCCUAUUAUAAAAGGUUUUCUUUCUUCAAGUGUUAUUUAUCCUAAAUUAUAAUUGUUAAGUGUUUGGAAAAUAAUUUUGAACCAUAAAUCUAGCAUAAUUUCAUUUGACUUCUCAAUAAUCUUAGAAGCAAUAAAAGAAACCAUUGUUAAAUAUAUGGUAAUGUUAAAGAUGUGAUGGUUCUUCCAAAAACUUGUAAGGCUUUCCUAAUCAAUAGUAAACUCUUGUAGUUGAUAUUAUUGCAUACUAAACACAAGUUGCUAUGUUUUUUUCUCUAUAUGUUUGCUUAAGCAUAAAUUUCUUUAUACAAUCAACCUCCUCUAAUUGUUGUAGUUUAGUUACUUUCUAAAGAUGCCAAAGGAAACAAGAUUUUUCUUUAUUUAUUUAAAUAACUAAAACCUUGUACUUUUCUUUAUACUUUGAAGUAAGGUUGGAAUUGUGUGAAAGUGUGGACAGUUUUGUUAUAUUGAUUAGAAUUAAAUUUUUUUUUUAGUGGAGGGCAGCUUGGUAAUAGUAAUAUUUGGAUUAUUUUAAAUAUCAAACAUCUACCCAGUUUACUAUUUGCCUAUAUUUUCAGGGUAUAUUUAAUUGUUCUGUGGUUAGACAAAGGAGAAAACUCAGAGGUUAUUAAAUGUCAAGCAUUACAUACUUAGCUCUGGGAGGCAGCUAAACCUUGCCUUUGAUUUUUAUGCACAUUAGCUCUAUAGGGUAUCUGUUCAUCUAACUAUAAUGCAACAUCCCAGUGCCCAGGAAAUUAGUAUGAGAAGUUCUCCAUAAUGGAUUUUUUCAGUUCAAAAUUUAUUUACCUCACUUUCAUUUUCAUUUAAUGUGAUAUCUCCCUUUCUGGAACAUUUCCCACUGUCAUCCUGUGUCAUUUUCUUCCCACUUCUCUAUAGGUAGAUUUACUUCCCUAAACAUAGAAGUUAAGGCAGUUCUUUUCCUUCUGGUCUUAUAUGUGUUUGGGAAAAGGACAUAAAAGUACAGGUGUAGGAAAACAGGUACCCUGGUGAAAAUUACUUCUACGGUUCUCAAUUUUUUAUAAUUCUUCGGUUUUAAAGGCCUCAAAAAUUAUGGUAAAAAAUAUAUUUAAUGAUAUCCUUUUUAGGGCAGGCAGAUUUGCUAGAAGUCACUGAUAACGUAAUAGACUUUUAGUGUAAUCAGGUCUAUUUCAUGCGUAUGUGCCUGACUUUUAAAACAACAAAUAAGUAGUUGUAUAGUAUUUCAGUACAGAUGACUGAAUGAAUAGCUAUUUGUGACCCAAAUAAACAUACAGUAAGUAGUGUAUAAAAUAGGAACUUUUACUAAAUUAGAUGCUCUGAGUUGGCUCCCACAAAUGUUUGGAACUGUGACUAAGGUUUACUUAAACACAUAAUACAUUCAAAUAUAUAUGUUUGAGUUCUGAGUAUUUUGUUUUUGAGAAUAGUCUAUGAAAUGAAGACUGGUUUUUUGGGGGGGAAGUAUUUCACAUUUGUGAUUGUUGGUGGCGCUUAAAACUAUGCAAAAUAAUUUUUUAAAGUAUCUGUGAGAAAGAAUUGGCAGUUAAAGGGGAUAUUGCUUAUUUAUAUGCACUACAGAAUGUAGCAUAUCAUGUUACUGUUUAGGCUGCUUAAUAAGUUUAUCAAUGUGAAAAGUAGAUCUUGGCUCUUAAGUGUAAGCCUGAUUUGAGCUUUUAAAACUGCAAUAGGAGUAAGGUAAUGUUUCCACAUCUUGUAUUUCCACAACAGAGGAAAUAAAGCAUUUUGUUGUUUCAAAGAUUUAAGAUGGGUUUGGGCAGGGAAGAGUUGGAGCCGGGUAUACUUGUACGUGUGUGGAGACAAUGUUUGCAUAUAAAAAAGGAAGCCGUCUGUUUACAGUUAACUUUAUUUCGUGGACUUUUACAAAAUGAUGUUAUAUUAAUCACUUUUCUAGUUAAAGAAAUUUCAAUUCCAGGGUACAACCAUUGAUUUAAAAAAUUUGCAUUUCCAUUUUUUCAGUACCAGUUUAAAAUUAAUGCUUAAUAUCAGCUAUUUACUAUCACUGGGGAAGAAGGCAACUUGAAGUACUUACUGAUAAAUAGCCUUUUUUCCCAAAUGCAACUUUUCCGCAGUGUCUACAUAUUAUGUCACACGUUCUACUUGCACUGUUGCAGUAUGGAUCAAAAAUCUUGUGGCACAGGGAUAGGAGAAUGUCAGUGUCUCCCUUGUCCUGUUCUGUUACGGCUUUAUUGGACCGCUACUCUCAUAAACCUUUGACCAUCACCUAAAUGUAAGUUGAGAAUGUGCCACCUAGUGCUUGGUUAUUUUAACCAUGCUACUAUAUAUAUAUACAAAUAUAUAUAUAUAUAAUCAGGAGUGGCGCAGUUUAUCAGUUUGAUUCUAGAGGGUGAAUGGAUACAAAUCAUUGCACUGUGCUGUUAACCGAUCCUUGUGUGCUUGCUGUUACCUAAUUUUUACAGGCAUCAUAAUAAAAGCUAGACUAUUUCUUCUGGGGGGAAAGAUACUUAUUUAAUGUAAUUUAAAGACUUUUCCAAUAGAAAAUGAAAUACUAUUGAAAAUAAUGUCUAUUUUUUAGCUUUCAGCAAUUGAUGGUGCUUUGUUGUGGUGUCUGCUGGAAGUCUACUGCCAUUAUAGGGAUUCUCAUUAACCUCACCAAGAAAAGAACCUUGCUUGUUAGCUUCUCUAGAUCUCUAUUCUAAACCAUCUGUUAGUGAUGAUAAAUUCUGUAGGAGGGUCUAUCUUGAGCCGUUAACUUCCUGUAUGGGGAAAAUGGGUGGGUUACCAGAAAGACCAUGAAGCAGGGUGGGCUGUGGGUGGAGGGUUGGGUAUUUGUCUUGAGAAUUAAAACUACGAAACACUUUUGUACACAACUGAUUUUUUAAAAAAUAAACACAUUUUUAAA